Megachile rotundata (alfalfa leafcutting bee) is the source of this 2837-nucleotide messenger RNA. RefSeq lists its product as uncharacterized. The record is from RefSeq and is a predicted model, not a curated record. Lineage: Eukaryota; Metazoa; Arthropoda; Insecta; Hymenoptera; Megachilidae.
CAUGUGUUAGGUGUUUUUAGUGUUGCCACGUGCGUUUUGAGCUACGAUAACAGAUCUUUUAGAUAACAGAUCUGUUAGAGGUUUCUCGUGAAACUAGACAGCAAGGUUCCUCGUCGAAUUUUCGUGUAAUAUUUCGUUGUAGUCGCGGUAGAUCGAUAAAGCGUAUUUCUAAGGAGUCUUCAUGACCGAGUGAUCCUUUCUUUCGUGGGGAAGCAGGCCGGAUCUACGCUACUGGUUCUCACAGUUAGGUGAAUGUCGGCGCGCAUAAUUAAAGAACAAGGGUUCGAGCUUCUAUUUCGGUCGAACAAAGCGUGGCACUGGAGCUCUAAAGUCACACGCGCAAACAAUGAACUUCAGAUUCUAAUUAAACGCGUUUCUCUAAGUCGAAGAUAGCAUUUGCAUCGUUACGCAACGAUGAACGAGUAAAAUUUCGUUGACUCAGCGAUUAAACGCGAUAGCGGUUGUUUCACAAAAUUACGGGCAUUGAAAUCUCUGGGUGCCGCGAGUUUUGAGCGACAAUGGGAGUCCAACGCAAUACGUAAUGACAGCUUUUGCGUUGGUACGUGCCAGCUUCGUUGCGUAAUAGCUCGAAACUAUGGAAGCACGCUAAUCUUGCCGAUCGAUCCGAAAACUCGUCACCUGCGAAACGAAGAUUAUGUUCGCUCGAGGAUGCUAAACGUGCGUGUAAUAACCGAGUUCGCGAGCUGGUUCUAAUUGGAUCUAUUACUUUGCUAAUUACACUCGAAGGUAACUGGGUCGUCACUGUUUUUUUUUCUUUGUUAAAUAGACGAUUUUUCUAUGUCAAUUUUUCUGUCAGCACGAAGGGUCAUAUCGAUUUUGCCACGUUAGUUUCUUAUCCAGAUAUGAAAUUCACUGUCAAGCAAUAAAAUUUGUUUAAUAAAGCAAAUAGCAAUGAGUAGCAAUAAAAAUGCAUAGUCGGUCAAUAACGAUACGAAGUGUUCUAGCUAUAAUGUUACGUGCUCUAAGCAUGUAAGAUGAUACAUUAAGCGUCACACGAUACUUAGACCAUUCAUCGUACAUUAAAUAAUAAUUUCAAAUAAGUCAAGCUUCACAUUAUAUUACAAAUGCAGAGACCUCCAUAUCUGGAUAAAAGUAGAUACUAUCUAAUCUAACUGUGUGCACAGUUAGAUGAAUCAGCCUGUAACCGAACGAUUCGUCAUCGAUUACGCAUCCACAUAUCCGGGUAAUUCAACAAAAACAAUUAGCACAGAUGAUCUGCGUUAAAAAAGGUAGUCGGUUAACCGAGUUCGGUUACCAGGCUGAACUUGAUCGAUAUUAGGGCGACCGCGUUUUAACCCAAUUCGAACGCGAUCGAUAAACUCGGGUAACAACGGCAACGGAGUUUGUUUCACGCAGUAAUCCGAAAUAAAAAAAGAGGAAGGAAAAGAGGAAUUAAUCGGUCGAAGCGUUCGAUAAUCGCAAGUGGGUGCGACCGAGUGUAACAAUGCCAUCGAAUCUGACGUGACGCCGAUAGAGGCUGAACGUUGAAGAUCGUAAAGCAGUGGACUAGCGGCAAGAUCCUCGGGAAUGACGAGCAUCGGAUUCGAUCUCUCGAUGGAACACCGAGAGGAAGACGUUCGAACCGCACGAGGAUGACGCCGAGGACGGUGGUCGGGUUCUCGAGGCUGUUGGUCCUCGUGCCUGUCACCGUCUGCGCGACCAUCUACGUCAACGAUCCACCCUCCUCGUGGUUUCGAUGCAGCGACCGAACACCGCCUCCUCAGACCUUGGCAAAGUGCCGAUACGACGACGAUUGCAUGAGGAACGCUUAUUGCUGGAACCAGCAAGCCUGUUUGUGCAAAGAGGAUUAUAUCGUCUUCAGGAAUCGCACGCACGUGGAGUGCCUCAAAGUGGCGAGCGCUAUCGGGGAUCCUUGCGAGGUGGACGUCCAGUGUCAGGUCACCUUUGCGCCGUAUUCCGAGUGUCGGCAAAAUAUCUGCCAGUGCUCCGACGGCUCCCACUACGAGGAGGGGAGGUGUUACGAGUCCGUGGGUCUGGGUAAGGUCUGCCAGUCGCAUCACAACUGCUACAUCAAGAACAGUUACUGCGUGACUGGGUUUUGUGUCUGCACUUUGAACUACCAUCCGAACCCGCGUAAUGACGGAUGCAUACCCAGUGCAGAGCUGGGUGACAAAUGCUCGAACGACUACGAGUGCGUGACGGAGAAUUCGAGAUGCAUCGAGAAGUGCUUGUGCAAAGUGGACCACGUGAUGUCGAGCGACGGUAAGCGGUGUCUGAAAGCCGCGGACUCUGUGGGCGAACCGUGUCAAGAGGACUCGCAGUGCGUGCUAUUCCUGGACAACACCAAGUGCGGAGCCGAUGGCAAAUGCAGAUGCGUGGAGAACUGGCAUCAACGCGGAUCCAUCUGUCUGAACGACAUCGGACUGAACCAGCGGUGUUUGACGCACACGGAAUGCGUCACGGAGACGUACAGGGACUCCAGUUCGAACGAAGUGAUGAACGUCGAUUGCGUGAACGGUUACUGUGCGUGCGCCAAGGAUUACACGAUGACGGCGAAUUUGCGCGAUUGUAUUCGUUACAGUGAGAACGCGGCUUCCAUGGCUUGGCAAGGGAUCCGGAUACUGGUUGUUGUGACGAGUGUAGCGACACUUGCAAGUAUAGUGAUAUAAAUAGGACUAUGAUAGGUUAAAUCACGCUUCAUUACGUAUUUAUUUAAGAAGGAUCCGUUGUAAAUACGUUUCACGCGCUACCAAAGAUCCACUCUUAGAUCAGACUUAGUCCAUAUUUAUUAUGUUCAUUUGUAACCUGCCGCGUCAGUGGACUAUUUGUACUAAAAUAUACGUAUCGACUUGAAA